CAAAAUUUCAAAAUACUGUGACAACAUUGACGUAUGUUAUGGGGGUGUCUCCGCUUCCCUGGGAAUGCUGAAGCUGUGCAACUGGUAACAAUACCAACAAUAUUGCAGCUUGGGCUGGAGCUGACCCAGUAGGUUAACUGAGAUUCUCCGUAUCUGUCUAAAACAACGAUUGGAUAAAGUACAUAGAGGUUUGGUCCUUUCAUUAAAAGCCCACAAGAACAAGAAAAACAACAAGAAGAAGAGCUUCGUCAUUUUCAAUGGAGAAGAGCAACGGUACGCGAGUGAUUCUCUUCCCUUUGCCAUUACAAGGCUGCAUAAACCCUAUGCUUCAGCUCGCCAACAUCCUUUACUCGAGAGGUUUCUCCAUCACUGUCGUCCACACGCGCUUCAACGCUCCAAAAGCUUCAAACCAUCCUCUCUUCGCCUUCUUAGAGAUUUCAGAUGGCUUGUCUGAAUCCCAGAUCAACGACGAUCCUACCUCUAACGUUAUGUCCCUCCUCGCGCAAAUCAACGUCAACGCUGAGACCCCGUUUCGUGACUGCUUGCAGAAGCUGUUGCUUCGAGUGUCUGAGAGGGUUAGCUGUUUGAUCGAUGAUUGCGGAUGGCUCUUCACACAGUCUGUCGCAGAGGGUUUGAAUAUCCCGAGGCUUGUUCUCUCUACUUUCAAAGCCACUUUCUUGAAUGCUUAUCCUAUUCUCCCGUGUGUCCGAACCAAAGGCUAUCUUCCAGUUUCAGAUUCGGAAGCAGAGGACUCUGUUCUUGAGUUCCCUCCUCUUCUAAAGAGAGAUCUUUCAAGGCUUUACGGUGAAUUUGGAGAGAAACUCGAUCCAUUCAUAGAUACUAUUGUCGACACGACGAUGAGAUCUUCAGGUCUUGUAUUCAUGUCCUGCGAAGAGCUGGAGAAAGAUUCUUUGACUCUUUCCAACGAAAUCUUCAAGGUCCCAGUCUUUGCGAUUGGUCCGUUUCACAGCUAUUUCUCUGCUUCGUCUAGUAGCCUUUUCAGACAAGACGAGACUUGCGUUCACUGGUUAGAUAACCAAGAGGAUAAGUCCGUUAUCUACGUGAGUCUAGGAAGCGUUGUGAACAUAACCGAAUCAGAGUUUUUGGAGAUUGCUUGGGGUUUAAGCAACAGCAAACAGCCUUUCUUGUGGGUGGUACGACCAGGCUUAAUCUUAGGCGCGGAGUGGAUCGAACCGCUCUCGGAAGAGCUCGUGAGGAGCCUCGAAGAGAAAGGGAAGAUAGUGAAAUGGUCUCCACAGCAGGAGGUUCUUGCGCACCGAGCCGUUGGAGGGUUCUUGACACACAACGGUUGGAACUCGACGCUUGAGAGUAUAUGCGAAGGGGUACCAAUGAUCUGUUUACCUGGAGGUUGGGAUCAGAUGCUGAAUGCAAGAUUUGUGAGCGAUGUUUGGAGGGUUGGAAUCCACUUGGAGGGUCAGAUAGAGAGGAAGGAGAUCGAGAAAGCUGUGAGGAUGUUAAUGGUGGAAAGCGAAGGAGCAAAGAUUCGUGAGAGGAUGAAUGUUUUGAAAGAUGAAGUUGGGAGAUCGGUUAAAGAUGGUGGCUCUUCAGUUCGAUCUAUAGAAACCCUAGCGAAUCAUAUACUUUCGCUGUAACGUUUCCUCUAAAAUUCAAAACAUUUCUCAAUGUUGUCUUGAUUGUGGAAUAACUUGAUGUAAUCGAGUUACCUAAUGUAAGUGAUGUAAUCGAAAAAUUUCAAUAAACUUGUUUGUUUUAUUGCAAAACAA
Messenger RNA from Raphanus sativus (radish), 1745 nucleotides. Its product is annotated as UDP-glycosyltransferase 76C2. Lineage: Eukaryota; Viridiplantae; Streptophyta; Magnoliopsida; Brassicales; Brassicaceae. Gene Ontology annotation, molecular function: UDP-glycosyltransferase activity. The record is from RefSeq and is a predicted model, not a curated record. The transcript has 3 exons. The coding region runs from base 258 to 1613 and encodes 451 amino acids.